Messenger RNA from Melospiza melodia melodia, 1195 nucleotides. RefSeq lists its product as uncharacterized. The coding region runs from base 11 to 1195 and encodes 394 amino acids. NCBI's taxonomy places the organism in Eukaryota, Metazoa, Chordata, Aves, Passeriformes, Passerellidae. The transcript is spliced from 2 exons. The record is from RefSeq and is a predicted model, not a curated record.
CCCAUUCCCAAUGUCCCCAUUCCCAUUCCCAAUGCCCCCAUUCCCAUUCCCAAUGUCCCCAUCCCAUUCCCAAUGUCCUCAACCCAGUGUCCCCAUUCCCAAUGUCCCCAAUCCCAUUCCCAAUGUCCCCAUUCCCAUUCCCAAUGUCCCCAUCCCAUUCCCAGUGUCCCCAAUCCCAAUAUCCCCAUUCCAUUCCCAAUGUUUCCAAUCCAGUAUCCCCAAUCCCAAUGUCCCCAUUCCCAUUCCCAAUGUCCCCAUUCCCGUCCCAGUGUCCCCAUUCCCAAUUCCAACAUCCCCAUUCCCAAUGUCCCCAUUCCCAAUCCCACUGUCCCCAAUCCCAAUAUCCCCAUACCAUUCCCAAUGUCCCCAUUCCUGUCCCAGUGUCCCCAUUCCCAAUGUCCCCAAUCCAAGUGUCCCCAUUCCCAAUUCCACUGUCCCCAUUCCCAAUGUCCCCAUUCCCAUUCCCAAUGUCCCCAUCCCAUUCCCAGUGUCCCCAAUCCCAAUAUCUCCAUUCCAUUCCCAAUGUUUCCAAUCCAGUAUCCCCAAUCCCAAUGUCCCCAUUCCCAUUCCCAAUGUCCUCAAUCCAGUGUCCCCAUUCCCAAUCCCACUGUCCCCAUUCCCAGUGUCCCCAUUCCCAAUUUCACUGUCCCCAUUCCCAAUGUCCCCAUUCCCAUUCCCAAUAUCCCCAUCCCAUUCCCAGUGUCCCCAUUCCCAUUCCCAAUGUCCCCAAUCCCAAUCCCAAUGUCCUCAAUCCAGUGUCCCCAUUCCCUAUGUCCCCAAUCCCAUUCCCAAUGUCCCCAUUCCCAUUCCCACUGUCCCCAUUCCCAGUGUCCCCAUUCCCUAUCCCAAUGUCCCCAACCCAAGUGUCCCCAUUCCCAAUUCCACUGUCCCCAUUCCCAAUGUCCCCAUUCCCAUUCCCAAUGUCCCCAUUCCCAUUCCCAAUGUCCCCAUCCCAUUCCCAAUGUCCCCAAUCCCAACAUCCCCAUUCCAUUCCCAAUGUUUCCAAUCCAGUCUCCCCAAUCCCAAUGUCCCCAUUCCCAUUCCCAAUGUCCUCAACCCAGUGUCCCCAUUCCCAAUGUCCCCAAUCCCAUUCCCAAUGUCCCCAUUCCCAUUCCCAAUGUCCCCAUCCCAUUCCCAGUGUCCCCAAUCCCAAUAUCCCCAUUCCAUUCCCAAUGUUUCCAAUCCAGUUUUUUAG